AUGACGAAUGUAAUUGAUGUAAACGAGCCUAAGGUUGGAAUGAUGUUCGAAAGUUAUAAACAGUUGCUUGAGUAUUACACGGGCUAUGGUAAGCGGUUAGGGUUCCCAGUGAAGAUAAGAUUAUCAACAAAAGGGGAUGAUGGUGAGUUGAAAUAUGUGACUAUUGCUUAUUCUCGAUCAGGCAAGUCAAAGUCCACUUCCAAAAAUCCAUUGAAGCCGCAUCCCAAGCAUAAAAAUUGCCGACGGAGUGAAAGUGAUGCCAUUGGGCUUGUUGAUGGUCAACCCAUGAGUGAAGCGAUUGAUGUACUUGGAACACAAGAAAAUAUUGGGAUAACAAACAAUUUGGCCUUGCUAUGGGGGGUCACACAAAGAGUUCUUGGAAAUCAUUUCAUGGAUAUGCACCCUGUGCCUUGUUCUAGCUCAAAAGAAAUAGUAGAUAUUUCAGAGUUGUCAAUUACGUCUUCAACGUCAACAUCUACUGGCAGGUACAGAAAAGAGGAAGAUCGUCUAGUUUUGCAAGAGGAAGAUUAUAGUGUUUUGUGUCCACUUCGUGUUACCCAAUCCAUCUGA
Molecule: messenger RNA, 570 nt
Organism: Ilex paraguariensis (yerba mate)
Lineage: Eukaryota; Viridiplantae; Streptophyta; Magnoliopsida; Aquifoliales; Aquifoliaceae
Source: the annotation of a GenBank genome assembly